UUCGCAGUCCAAAUUCCACAUUAGAGCGAGUUAGCUUUUUCUGUUGUUGAAGAGAAUUUGUAAUGUGUUUGGAAAGCUGCUGCACUCUCAAGUUCUCCUCGACUUUCUUUUUUUUUUGUCAGGAAUCUACGUGGACUGGAGGAAGGUCCCACUGAGUCACCGUCACACACUCCUGCACCCGGCUGGGCAGGAUCAAGGUGUGUGUGUGUGGGAGAGUGUGUGUGUGUGUGUGUGUGUGCGUGUGUGUGUGUGUGUGUGUGUGUGUGAGUGAGAGAGAGUGUGUGUGUGAGAGACUACAGGGUGAUGAGCAGGUGAGACGCAGACAGAAAGACGAAGAUGUUGAUCACCUGACAAGAAGAAGACAAAAAGGAGGGAAAGAAAGCUUAAUUAUGACGGGACACACUCUCGUCUGAUAUUCUUCUUUGCCAACAAGGUCCUGUGUCCUCGCCGUCGCCAUGGCCGACCCCAGCUGGUGGAAGCUGACCUUCUCCCGCAAGAAGAAGUCCGAGGCCAAGGUCCUGUACGAGAUCCCGGCCGAGUACGGCAGCAACACCAAGGCGGAGCCGGGCGGCGGUCCCGUCGCUCCCGAGGCGCCCGACGGCCAGUUCAGCGCCAGGCUGGAGAAGAUGGUGGACAAGUCGGCCGCCAGGGGGCGCCACGUCAAGGUGUCCCACUCGGGUCGCUUCAAGGAGAAGAAUAGGGUCCGGGCCACGCUGGCCGAGAACCCGGACCUGUUUGCCGAGCAGAACCUGGCCGAGCAGAACCACAAGACGACGGACAAGUAGCGAGGCAAUGAGACGCCGGCGUCAAGAUGCGUUGGGGGUUUAAAAAGGUGCACGCCGGCACCGCGGUGCACUGGACCGGCGCCACAGCCAAUUAUUGAUCCUCCAUGUUGUCAUCAGACUUUUUAUUAUCCAAAUCAAAUCCAGAAGCACCAAAAUUCCAUGUAGUACAUAUAAGACAUGAAAAAUA
Messenger RNA from Nerophis lumbriciformis (worm pipefish), 972 nucleotides. It is a transcript of the gene prr15lb, whose product is annotated as proline rich 15 like b. NCBI's taxonomy places the organism in Eukaryota, Metazoa, Chordata, Actinopteri, Syngnathiformes, Syngnathidae. The record is from RefSeq and is a predicted model, not a curated record.